AUGGCGGAGAAAAGAAAGAGUGAGUGUGUAGAAGAGCUGGAAAAUCAAACUACUGACGAAGAAUGGAUUGGUCCUUUACCUUCCGAAGCUGUGAAGCCAAAGAAAGUGAAAGUUUUAGAGUUUGAGAAUGUUUACUUAGAUAACCUUCCAUGUGCAGAGUCUUACGAAAAAAGUUACAUGCACCGUGAUGUGAUUACUCACGUCGUUUCCACUCCUACGGAUUUUAUCAUUACCGCUAGUUGCGACGGGCAUGUGAAGUUUUGGAAGAAAGAAGAACAAGGUAUCGAGUUUGUUAAACAUUUCAGAACUCACCUGGGUAAUGUACAGGACGUGACAGCCAACUUGACAGGUACAUUGUUUUGUUCAGUUUCAAAUGAUAAGUCUUUGAAAGUGUUUGAUGUGGUAAAUUUUGAUAUGAUUAACAUGAUGAAACUGUCCUUUGUCCCUGGGCGAUGUGAGUGGGUACACAAUGCAGGAGACCCCAUUGCAGCACUAGCUGUUUCUGAAAAAGAAUCUACGCGAAUCCACAUUUUUGAUGGCCGAGGUGAUAAUACUCCACUUCACACACUAGAAAGAAUCCAUACAGCUCCAUUAGUGUUAAUGAAGUAUAAUCCAGUUUUUGAAACAGUGGUUUCUGUUGACAGAAAUGGUGUGUUGGAAUAUUGGACAGGGCCAAAAUAUGAUUUCAAGUUUCCUAAAGUGGUUAAAUUCACAUCUAAAUUGGACACAGAUUUAUAUGAAUUAGCAAAAUGUAAAACCUGUCCAACAGGCUUGGCAUUUUCACCUAAUGGCCAACUAUUUGCAAUGUUAUCCAUGGACAGGAAGGUACGAAUUUUUAGGUUUCUCACAGGAAAGCUGAUUCGAGUCUUUGAUGAAACAUUACAGAUGCUAUCUGAAUUACAGCAGAUGCAACAACUGUUGCCAAAUAUGGAAUUUGGUCGAAGAAUGGCAUUGGAAAGAGAUUUGGAAAAAUCGGAUGCCUUUGGCCUCGCUAACAUUACGUUUGAUGAAAGUGGAUAUUUUCUUCUUUAUUCAACUUUGCUGGGCAUUAAAAUUCUUAAUGUUAAAACAAAUCGCUGUGUUAGGAUUUUGGGUAAAAAUGAAAGUAUUCGACCCUUGCAGUUAGCACUAUACCAGGGGAUACCUAACAAAUCUAAAGCUGUUGUUACACUUGAAAUGAAGGCUUCUGAAAAUCCAACAUUGGAAAAAGUUAUACCAGAUCCAACAAUUUUUUGUAGUGGGUUUAAAAAAAACAGGUUCUAUAUCUUCAGCCGAAGGGAGCCUGAAGAUACUAAAGGAGUAGAUGCAGAGAGGGACAUUUUCAAUGAAAAGCCUUCCAAGGAAGAUAUAAUUGCUGCUACAGAAGCAUCAGGACAGCAGCGUAUAUUUGAGACAUGCACUAUCCAUACUACAAUGGGUGACAUUCACUGUAAGCUUUUUGCAAAGGAGUGUCCUAAAACAAUAGAAAACUUUUGUAUUCACAGCAAAAAUGGCUACUACGACGGCCAUAUCUUUCAUCGAGUUAUUAAAGGCUUCAUGAUUCAGACCGGUGAUCCUACUGGAACUGGAUCAGGAGGUGAGAGUAUCUGGGGAGGAGAAUUUGAAGAUGAGUUUCAUCCAGCCCUUCGUCACGAUCGACCAUAUACUUUAAGUAUGGCUAAUGCAGGACCAAACACAAAUGGCUCUCAGUUCUUCAUCACAGUAAUCCCCACUCCAUGGCUUGACAAUAAACACACAGUGUUUGGUCGUGUGAUAAGGGGUAUGGAAGUUGCUCAAAAUAUUAGCAAAGUAAAAACUCAUCCUAAAACUGACAAGCCAUAUGAGGAUGUAAGGAUUAUAAAUGUGACAUUGAAGUAGUAAACAUUCAA
Messenger RNA from Limulus polyphemus (Atlantic horseshoe crab), 1868 nucleotides. Its product is annotated as peptidylprolyl isomerase domain and WD repeat-containing protein 1-like. Bases 1 to 1857 code for a protein of 618 amino acids. Gene Ontology annotation, biological process: protein peptidyl-prolyl isomerization. Gene Ontology annotation, molecular function: protein binding; peptidyl-prolyl cis-trans isomerase activity. The transcript has a single exon. Lineage: Eukaryota; Metazoa; Arthropoda; Merostomata; Xiphosura; Limulidae. The record is from RefSeq and is a predicted model, not a curated record.